This is a messenger RNA of Penicillium taxi, 1485 nucleotides long. RefSeq names its product putative rhamnogalacturonase. Lineage: Eukaryota; Fungi; Ascomycota; Eurotiomycetes; Eurotiales; Aspergillaceae. Gene Ontology annotation, molecular function: polygalacturonase activity. The transcript is spliced from 6 exons. The record is from RefSeq and is a predicted model, not a curated record. Gene Ontology annotation, biological process: carbohydrate metabolic process. The annotation marks the transcript as partial.
UCUUUUGUGACAAUGAUUCUAUCAAUUCCAUUGCUUUUUUAUUUCUUAGCAGGGCUGGUCACAGGCCAGCUGAUUGGUCCUGUCGGUCCAACAACACCCCUUGAUGAGAAAACAAUUGAGUGUAACAUACUUGAUUACGGUGCUGUUGCUGAUAAUGCUACCGAUAUCGCUGAUUCCCUAGAAAGGACAUUUACCGAAUGUGUCUUGCAAACUCCACAAAGUCGUCUUCUCGUACCAGAGGGUGAUUAUUUGCUCAGUCGAGGCGUGGUAUUGAGCAAUGGGACCAACUGGGCUUUCCAGCUGGAUGGGUUGAUUACAGCCGCUUACGGUGGUAAUUGGACAAUAGACCGUGAGCUUAUACUCCAGGGGUUUGCGGGAACUGAAAUCAUAAACGCGACAAUCAACGGAGAAGGUGACAAUAAAUUCUUACUAGAUGCCCUUGUCAUUGUAAAUGCUGUGGAUUUUGAGUUCUACUCCUUAAAUGGCCUUGGAGCCAUUCAAGGGCAAGGUUAUAUUUAUCGUAACCUAGACAACACUGAUCGACCCCGCCUUGUUCGACUCAUUUCACCCACCAAUGCUUCUGUUCAUGACUUGAUUCUUGUUGAUAGUCCAAAGUUCCACAUUGUUCUGGAUUUUGCAGAAAAUGUGGAAGUAUAUCACCUCACUAUUCGAGGUGCAAACCUUGGUAGCUAUGAUGGUAUCGACGCAGUUGGGACGAAUUACCAUAUUCAUGACAAUGAGAUCACAAAUCGGGAUGAAUGUGUCUCGGUGAAAAGUCCUUCCCAUUUUGCCUUGGUUGAAAAUCUUGUUUGCAACCAGGCAGGGUCCGGGAUAUCUAUUGGCAGCUUGAAUGUAUCUGCUGAGAUAUCAAAUAUUGAAGCUCGCAAUAUCAGUAUAAUCCAGGGGAACAACAUCGCCUUCAUCAAAACCUAUCCUGGAGGAUCAGGCUAUGUGACAAAUGUGACCUUUUCCAAUUUCCGAUCCCUUGGAAGUGCGUACGGGUUGGAUAUCAACCAAUAUUGGCAAAACACUCUCGAGCCAGAUACUGGAGCUGUAUCUCUCAGCAAUAUUCUGUUGAAGAACUUUACUGGAUCAGUUGCGAAUGGAAAGAAGAGAGGACCUCUCGUUCUGAUCGCCAACGAUUUAACAUUUGCGACGAAUAUUACGGUAGAGGAAUUUAGCGUUUGGACGGAAACAGGUACGGAGAUCAUAAACAAGAUAAGCAAUGUGUUCGGCCAAGGCGAUGAUAGCUAUGGAUCCAAUAACGGUAUUGCGACUCUAGCAAGUGGGCAAGAUCCUUACACAUACACUCGAUCAUACACCAUCACAAGCUCCCCAAAUGGUUGGACAGCACCAAGCUCCCCUACUUGGGCCGCACCUAGUACUGGAUACGGCACUGCAUCACCGAUCCCUGUGUACACCCCGGCUGCUCUAUGGCGUCCCGGUGGAAUAGACUAUGAUUUACAUUACUGGGGAAGCUUCUGA